ACAAAUGAAAACAAAAAAGAAAACAAAGCGAUCCCAUAGAUGCUAGGAUAGUGCACAUACUGUAGGCACACACGCGCGUAGCAGACCUCACAAAGUUUACCGUAUCUUUACGCAGGUAUAAUUGUGUGUAGCUUACACACACAUACACACGAUGUACAGUUUUAUUAGGCUGGCCCUUGUAACCCUAGCCUCGACCUAUGUCGCUGCUGGGGAGACGGACUUCUACGCACAUAAACCCAGGACUGUGGUUGUGGCCAGUAAAGAGCAGCAAAAAACACAUGCUGGUCUGAUUGAAUUACUUCAAAGUUACGACCAUGAUGUCACAGUUAAGCAGAAAGCAGAUGUAUUUGGGGUGCGCAUGCUGGGCGAGAGAAUCAUCGACAAUCUGAUCAUUUUGGACAACACAGUGGAUGCUUUGGCAAAGUCCAAGGUUGACGGUGUACAGUUGAUGAGUUAUGUAGACUCUGGGGGCAACCUCCUGAUUGCUGGUGGUGUUGAAACAGGUGCCUUGUUCGACCAAGUCGCACGUCACGCUGGUUUCGUGACGUCGCCACAUAAUCUGCAGUUGGUGGAUCACUUCGUUCCCCACAGCUUCGAUUCCGGGAAUCAUCAAACAAUUGCUGUAGAAACUGCCAAAGCAAACAAGGCCGUGCUGGAGACGGACGCGUCGGCUCUUAUCUACAACGGCCCUGCGCUUAAAAUCGCGCGUGGCAAAUUAUCGUUCGCUGUUCUGCGCGCACCCUCCACUUCAUAUGCGGGCGCUCACUGUCACGGCGAGGAUUGUGUCCUUGUGGGCGGCAUGGAAGCACGCAACAACGCGCGUGUGCUCGUUGUUGGAUCUACUGAUAUGCUCAGUGACGCCAACGCUAAAGCGAGCAAGAGCAACGAGGUAGCUCAGAAGAGUAUGAUGGAGUGGAUCACCAUGCGCAAGUCGGUCGUGCGCACGCGUAAAGUGGAGGUGCUGUCGCUUGCCCCUAAGCUUGAAGGUGCAUACACGGUCAUGGACGAGGUCGAGUACGCCAUUGAGCUUGAGGAGUUGGUGAACGGAGAGUGGGUUGGAUUUACAGGCCGUAGUGAUCUGCAGAUGACUUACACGCGCAUGGAUCCCUUUGUCACACGCGAUCUGACCGAGGCUGGCGAUGGACGAUACUUCACUCGCUUCAGUCUGCCUGAUGUGUAUGGUCUCUUCACUUUUAAGGUCAAGUAUACGGCGCAUGGCUACUCAUGGGUGGAUGAGGAACUGACUCUGGUGAUCAAACCACUGCGAAACAAUAUGCACCAGAGAUGGAUUCCUGGAGCUUUCCCCUAUUAUACAUCAGCGCUGUCUAUGAUGGGAGGGGUCCUAGCUGUUUCGUUUGUGUAUUUAUACCACUCUGACGUACCACAGAAGAACAAAAAGGUUUGAGCUGGUAGUUGAUACCUUUCCAAGGGCAUUCAAUCUGUUUGUGUAUUCGUUUAGAAGCGAAUGUAGAAGUAAUAAAAAUACGGUGACGGGUGGAGAAUCAGAAGACCUAACUCGAGGAGCUUGUCUUGUUUGCACUUUAAGUUUUCCGCAUUUCCUAGUAUCGAAACCAUAGCAGAAACUUGUGUGUUGUAUUGGGGUUCUACCUAAGGGC
Sphaeroforma arctica JP610 is the source of this 1616-nucleotide messenger RNA. RefSeq lists its product as hypothetical. The transcript has 7 exons. The record is from RefSeq and is a predicted model, not a curated record. NCBI's taxonomy places the organism in Eukaryota, Ichthyosporea, Ichthyophonida. The coding region runs from base 152 to 1405 and encodes 417 amino acids. Gene Ontology annotation, cellular component: oligosaccharyltransferase complex; endoplasmic reticulum membrane.